AUGGUGGAGAACCAGACCCACCGCUUCCACAGUCCCGGGACAUUCGACGCCGAAAAGGAGAACUGGAAGCUUUAUCAGAUAAGGUUUCAAGCUUGUCUCGACGUCGCUAAGAUCACUGCCGAGGCGGACAAGAGAAACUUAUUGAUCGCUUCAAUUGGUCCCAAGACAUUUAAGCUGCUCUACUCCCUAAUUCAGCCACAGAGCUUUCUGGAGACACCGUAUCAAGAGUUGCUCAAAAAGCUCGAAGAACAUUUCGCACCUAAGAAAUUCAAGGAAUUCGAACGGGCGAAGUUGUUUUCGGCUCGCCAGGAAGAAAAUGAGACAAUCAAAGACUUCAUAACGCGGCUUAGAUCAAUCCUCAUUAACUGCGACUAUGAAUCUGAAGCCGACGCCAGAAGUUCGUCCCUUUUGACGGCAUUCAUCGUGGGUCUCCGUGACACGCGCGUCCGGGCACGUCUGGUGCUCGAGAAGGACCUCACUCUGGACGUCGCACUUCGCUUGGCCGAGUCAACCCUCACCGCCGAAGCAGAGUCCCGGCGCCUAGACCGGGGAGACCACGCUGCGCUGCUCGUUGAAAAAGUGAAGCCGUCCACUUCUGCGCCAGUCAAGUGUUUUCGAUGCGGCAACACCAACCAUUCGGAGAGUUCCUGCCGCUUCCGAACUGAGUCGUGCAAUGCAUGCGGCAAACGAGGCCACAUUGCAAAAGUAUGUCGAUCAGCGGAGCGUCACAAGACAGCUGGCAAGAAAAAGGAAAAGGUGAAAACAAUCACCAACGUAUUCGUCACUCCAGGAUCAGAUGGCGAAUUUGUCUCUUGCAUUAUUCAAGGAACACCCGUAAGGUUGCAGGUCGACACAGGAUCUAAGCUGACACUCCUAGACACUGACACGUGGCGGAAGAUAGGGAAGCCCACCUUGCAAAAAUGCGACUACAACCUCUUCUGCUUCAACCAGAAGAAAAUCACGGUCCAGGGACGGUGCUUGCUUCAGGUCACGCUUGGAAAACGCUCCGAAGAGCUAGAAGCAUUGAUGAUGUUGCAGAAUCUUGGGAUGCACCUCAAGCAGAAAAAGCUGCAGAAAGUUCUGAUGGACGUUGUUCAUUGUUUGUCUACUCUGCCAAGGAACCACACAUGUGCUCGUCAGCCACGUUUAUUGCGGGGUUUGUUUACCGCGCUGCCGCCACUGACCACCUAG
Molecule: messenger RNA, 1191 nt
Organism: Ixodes scapularis (black-legged tick)
Lineage: Eukaryota; Metazoa; Arthropoda; Arachnida; Ixodida; Ixodidae
Exons: 2
Coding region: 1-1191 (396 amino acids)
Molecular function (GO): nucleic acid binding; zinc ion binding
Source: RefSeq, a predicted model, not a curated record